UUGAGUGUCAUCUUAUUAAAAAGCAGAGUUUUUUUUAAACAUAUGCAUAUUACAUUCUUUUAGCUAUUGCUUCUAAAUUCUGCAUGGUGAUCAACAGCUUAUUUGUUUAUUGAUCAUCCUGAUCUGCCUAACCUUGCUGUUUUGGUUUGGCGUACUUCACAAGGAUUGACAGACAAUCAGAACUGACCAAACUAUUUAACAUGCGUAAAUCCUAUCAUAAUGCCGAGAAUUAUCUCUAUAAUUGAUUAUACAAUGUUCAAUUGUUCCAGUCUCUAACAUACAAUAUUGCUAAGAAAAUGUCAUCUUUAACUAACCUAUUUCAUUUAAUAAUACGUUGUAGAAUAUGUACACAAAAAUGUUUCUUCAUCAGCUGGUUCAGAAAAUAUAUUUAACUAUUUUUUAUUUUCAUUCAAUUCUUAUUGUACUACUUGUAACGUCUAAAAAGUAUUUGAACUGUAUGACUAGCAAGAAAGUCAGUGUGUAAAAAGCAUGUAAUAAAAUUUCAAGUCAGUUGAAAUAAUUGUAAAAUGUCCAUUGUUCCAUUUAUCAAAUCAAUGUUGUAAACAAGAAAAGAGGGUUUAAAAGAUUUUCUAAAAGCUGCAUCGAUGAUGAAGUCUGAGUCAUCAAUUGAAUCAGACAUAUCUGAAGAAUCGGAUUACUCUGUAUUUGAAGAUGAAUCAGAGAAAAAUUUAUUUGUCUCGAGAAUAUACGGAAUUGUAAUAUCAGAGACACUAUUCGCAGCAGCUAUGGCUACAGGACUCAAUAUGAAUUCUUACAUAAGAGAAAUGUUCAGUUUAUCUUCAGUUGAAAGAAUUGCUGCCAGAGUAUGCUUUUUGGUCCUGUACGUCCUACUGCUUUGUUAUCAUAGAAUAAGAAAUUAUUAUCCAAUAAACAAGAUACUAUUGGCUGUUUUGCCAAUUACCGUGGGCUUUCUUGGUGGAGGAUUGUGGGCUAAUGAGCGGCGUUACAUCAUACUCUAUUCGCUUGCAGCUGAUAUUAUUUUAAUACUGUUAAUUACAUUACUAGUAAAAUUUGAGAAGAUAUUUUUUUUACGGUUCGGUGGAAUUGUUACUAUCGGCUACUACUUGUUGUCAUUGUAUGCGAUAUUUAUCGGAUACUGGCAAAUGUUUUACCAGUUUUAUUAUUUAAUCGUUUCAUUUGCUAUGUUGUCUUUUAUAUUGAGCUUAAUGUUGUAUGGUUAUCUCAGCAGUUGUAUCAUUGGGAAAAAUACCGAGAAUCUGAAUUGGAUCUUGCGCAUGAAUGACACUGCAGAUGGAGCAUGCAUUGUAAUAUCUCAAUUCAUGUUUGUAUCAAUUUGCUUGAGUUUAUUGAAUUGUAAUACUGUGAUGAGUUUCUUACUGGAAACAUAACUGUCCUUGGUAACAGAUUUUGUGUCGGGAAAAAUGGACAGAUUGCAACAAACUGCUCGUUAAUUUCAAAUCAUCUUGGUCAAUUUGAACAAAACUAUGGACAAAUUUCUAAUCUCUACACAUAUGGGCAAAUUGUUGAAUCACUACCUUGUGCAUCUCUGUAAUAUGCAUGUGUCACACUUCUGAACCGUUCCUGUCCCGCUGUAUCCCAAAUUUGAAGCUUGACUUUUGCAUCGUCC
This is a messenger RNA of Cimex lectularius (bed bug), 1609 nucleotides long. RefSeq lists its product as uncharacterized. The record is from RefSeq and is a predicted model, not a curated record. The transcript has 8 exons. Lineage: Eukaryota; Metazoa; Arthropoda; Insecta; Hemiptera; Cimicidae. The coding region runs from base 606 to 1370 and encodes 254 amino acids.